UGUGAGACGUCAGGUGGGAGAGGGAAAGGGGAGAAGGAAAGAGAAGAAAGAAAGAGAGAGAGGGGGAAGGAGGGAGCGAAAGGUCGGAAAAGAAGAGAGGGACCAACUAGGGAAGGAGGUGAAGAAAGGUGAGAAGGGGAAGAGUGAAACGGAGAGACAGAGAGAAAGAAUGAGCGGCAAGCAGAAGUGAAGCAUGAGAAGGAAGACGUGGAAAAACAAGGGUGAGAUGUUUUGAAAGGUGAUAUGAUGGAUGGAUUGGGGAAGGAAAAGUCCAUUUGUAGUUCAGGCUCCUUUCCAUGGCUCAAUCACUUGAACAGCGAAGCACCAUCCAGGGUUUGGAAACUCACUGACUGCUUCUCCUCCCCCAAGCAAACUACCCCAGCCUCGCAACCCCAGAGCUCUUACAUGGAAGUCCGUAAGCCAGUGUUGGAGCUGAAAGAUGUUCCUCCCCCUCCACUUCACAGUGCCUCUCAGCAACCUCUUCCUCUGGCCCCCCUCCCUGUGCCUCCCCCCUGCCACCUCCCACCUCCUCCAGACCCGCGACCCCCACAGGGACAAACCCUGGCCCUGCCUCUUUCCCAGCCCCGGUCCACUAGCCCUAAAGUAAGCCUCUGUUCUCGCUGUGAGUCCAGCCUGCUCCUCCAACAAACCCAUGGCUUGCUUGAAGCCAGAAGUCACAGUUUUGGUGAUCCUGGUGGUGGAUGUAGCAUAAGCAGCAAUGCUAAUGCUAAUGUUGGUGGUGGCGGCCUUCCUACACUUCACUUUUCUCACACACAGGGCAGCACCCUCUCCGGCCAGUCCACAGCCACCCCUUCCUCAGCUCCGUACCUGCCCUCUCCUCAGCUGCAAACCCCAGAGAGCUUCGGCCUCAAGAAGCCAUCUGUAGCCACAUCGCAGCCCAUGGCCGCCCACUCUCAACCCUCGUGCUGCGCAGGCCUCCGGCACCUUCACACCUGUCCCUCUCUUUCUGUGGGCUGUGUGCAGUCCAGUCACGUGCCUGGCUCUGGCUCUGCCUCCAUCCAUGAGCCGUGUAUGACCUCAUCUGGGUACGGUCACUGUAGUGGGGAGUGUCGGUUGGAGCAGAACUCCCACUCACACAGUGAUGCACCUCCUUCUACUCACCUCUGCUCUAACCCUUUGCACCUCAGUGUUGAGCACAGCGCAGUCUGUCUGAAGGGAGCACACUACUGUCACCAAUGUUUGAGUAAGCCUGUACAGGGUUUGGACGCUACAAACUCGGCCAAGGUUUGGCCGAACAUCCCCCCUCCGCAUGCCCAAUCUGCUCCAGUGCCUGUGUGUAAUGGCUGUGGAGUGCCUGGAUCCUCCACUGAUGGCAUUCUUCUGCACACUGCCAGCUUGAACAAAGUCAACCACAAAUACGGUACACCAGAGAACAGUGGGCAGGAAUCACUUCCCCCAGUGGGAGUGUUCUGGGACAUAGAAAACUGCGCUGUACCCAGUGGGCGUUCAGCAGCCAUAGUGGUGCAGAGGCUUCGGGACCGCUUUUUCCAGGGCCAUCGUGAAGCUGAGUUCAUCUGCGUGUGUGAUAUCAGCAAAGAGAACAAGGCUGUCAUUCAGGAGCUCAACAACUGCCAGGUAACAGUGGCUCAUAUAAACGCCACUGCAAAAAAUGCAGCUGACGACAAACUCCGGCAAAGCCUCCGCCGCUUUGCAGAGACGCACGCGGCUCCUGCCACAGUCAUUGUGGUUUCCUCUGACGUGAACUUUGCAAGUGAGUUGAGUGACCUGCGCCAUCGCCAUCGUUUCCAGGUCAUCCUGGUGCACAAGAGCCAGGCCUCACUUGCUCUGCUGCAGCAUGCACACGUGCAUGUCCCAUUCGAAGACUUUGUUUCGGAGCUGCCUCCCAGGAUGCUUAUCAAAUCACAGCCCUGUUUCAACCUCCUCUUUGUGCACAACCUCCCCACGCACCGCGAUGCCAAGGCUGUCAGUAGCAGGCUUCAGCGCCUGUCCAAUAACUGCGGCGGGAAGGUUCUGGGCGUGUCUGGCGGCACUGCCGUGCUCCGAUUCGCCAGCGCCGAAGCGGCAGAGCGUGCCGCAAAGCGCAUGGAGAACGAAGACGUCCUGGGCAACCGAAUCACUGUCUCCUUCUCCCCUGAUGGGCGGCAGCAGGAGGAGGAAGAGGAGCGGAUUCGGCUCCCCGUCUCCUCCUCGUCCUCCUCUGCAGCCCUUUUCCUCCCCUUGGAAAAGCCGCGAUCGCCCAGGCGCCCCAGACGGGUGUCCCGUUCCUGCCAGAGCGGCAGAGAUGCGGGGGUGAACAUACCGGAAAGACCCUACAGCCCAAGGAAAGGGGGGCAUGCCUCUUCCUGCAGCCCAGUGAUGAAGCUUCUUCCCCAGGAUGCGAGUGCUCUGGAUUCCAGGCCCAGGACGGGUUUCACGCUGGAGAAAAGCCGUGCUGCAUCUAUGUCUCCUCAGAGUAACAGCCUGACCUCACAAAUGCAGCCUUCCAAGCCUGGCUUUCCUGCUGAACUCUUGCACCGAAGCCGCAGGAGAGACUCGUGUAGCCUGCGCAGUGUUACAGACUCUCCUGUGGAGCCAUUCCAGGUUAGCACACCUUCAGCCUUCAGCAAACUCAGCCUGCACACUUCCUUUAGCCCCAUGUUGUUGUCCCAAGGUUCCUGUUCUUCCAGAAGUGCAUCUCCGUGUCUCUCCAAUCGUUCAUCUCCACUGAGUGUUCAGUCUCGUAGCCCCUGCCUCGACUCCCGUCCUGAGCUCCCGUUUUCAGAUGGUGCGGAUAUCCAGGUGGCUAACUUGGACUACAGGAUGUCCCGUAAAGAGCUGCAGCAGAUCUUGCUUGAUACAUUUGCCAAGCAUGGCAGGGUGAAGAAUGUGGAGCUCAGUCCUCACACAGACUAUCAGCUAAAGGCUAAAGUGCAGAUGGGUUCUCUGCAGCAGGCUAUAGGUGCCAUCAGCAUUCUUCACCGUUUCAAGAUUGGCAACAAGCGCAUUCACGUCUCUCUCCUCACUGGUGCAAAUAGCAAGUCCCUUGCUUGCCUCAGCUCAGAGAUCAUCAGCAUUCUGCAGGAUUCUCCAGCCAACUGUCUUCCACUCUUCAAAUUCACAGAAAUUUAUGAGAAAAAGUUUGGGCGUAAGCUGGUGGUGAGUGAGUUGUACAGGCUGCCAGAAGUGGUGGCAGUUCGUGAGCAGGGUGGAAGCCGUUUGGUUUGUCUUCUUUCCAGCAGCAUCGCUAGACACAGCCCCCUAAGCUCCUCCCAGUCUCAUGAUGGAUCCUCUACCAGUGGAAGCCCAGUGGUGUUUGAGGAGCUGGAGUAUCAUGAGCCCGUCUGUAAACGCCACUACACACAGCAAGACUUCAGUGAGGCAGACUACGACCCGGAUACAUACAAGAUCCCGUUUGUGGUGGUGUCUCUGAAGGCCUUGUCUGCUCAUGUGCACUGUCUGCUGCAGUCUCACGAAGGAACUGUCCCCUUGCUUAGCUUCCUAGAGUGUUAUGCAGCCGAGUUUAGUCCGUUGACUGUGGGAGAAGAGGGGACCUUGGAAGGGAGUGUUCCACUGGAGCACCUCAUUACUUGUAUACCUGGCAUUACAAUAGUAACCGCACAGAAUGGGUUCAAGGUCAUCAAAUGGAUUCAUAACAAACCCCCACCUUCUAAUGCAGACCCGUGGCUGCAGCGCUGCAAGAGUCCGGUAGGUAACCCCCAGCUAAUCCAAUUCAGUCGUGAGAUUGUGGACCUGAUGAAGAGCCAGCCGUCCUGCCUGAUGCCCAUCACCAAAUUCAUCCCUGCCUACCACCAUCACUUUGCUAAGCAGUGCAGGGUCUCUGAUUAUGGCUACUCUAAACUGCUAGAGCUGCUGGAGGCUGUUCCACACGUACUGCAGAUCCUAGGCUUAGGCUCUAAGCGAUUGCUGACCCUCACGCACAGGGCGCAGGUGAAGCGCUUUACUCAGGAUCUUCUCAAACUGCUCAAGUUUCAGGCCAGCAAGCAGGUCGUCAUUAGGGACUUCAUGCAGGCCUACCACUGGUGCUUUUCUAGAAACUGGCAUGUGGUUGACUACGGUAUGUGUGACCUGAUGGACCUGCUGACAGAGAUUCCUGACACCACCAUCUCUAUCACGCAGCAGGACUCUGACACAGUCAUAUCCGUUCCCAAGAGAGAGCGAACACCAGAGGAGGUGGAACGCACAAAGCAGUUUGGGAAGGAGGUUGUGGAUCUGCUGCGCCACCAGCCACACUUCCGCAUGCCUUUCAGCAAGUUCAUCCCCACCUACCACCACCACUUCGGCCGUCAGUGCAAGCUCACAUACUACGGCUUCUCCAAGCUCAUGGAGCUGUUUGAGGCCAUUCCAGAUGUGCUUCAGGUGCUGGAGUGUGGAGAGGAGAAGGUACUGGCACUGACAGAAGUGGAACGAGUGAAGGCUCUGGCAGCUCAGCUGGUAAAGCUUCUGCGUGCUCAGAGAGAUUGCAGUCUGUCCGUCAACCAGCUGCUGGCUGAGUACAGCAAGACCUUUGGCUAUGGCCUCCGCCUGCAGGACUAUGAUGCCUGCACGCUGCCUGCUCUGCUUGCUAAACUUUGCCAUGUUGUAAAGGUAGUAGACGGGGCUGAUGGAAAGGAGGUACAGCUCAUCAACAGGAAGUCUCUGCGUGCUCUGACGUCUCAGCUUCUGGCUAUAAUGAUGUCACUUCCUGAUGAACAUAAUUGGCUGGAAGUGGAGGCGUUGCGCAGGCAGUACGAGUUGAUGUUCGAUAUCCCACUCAAUCCCUGGGAAUACGGCUUCGUCUCACUCUGCGAGCUGCUCAAGAGCCUUCCUUACCUGGUGGAGAUGUUUGUGGGCGAGUGUGAUAAUGAUGCUAAGCCUGAAGAACGAGUGAGGUUGACCCGUCUCUAUCAGUUUGCUCGAAAUGUUCGAGCACUUUUGCACACCUACCACUAUAACCAGAUUUUCCUGACUGAGUUUUGGGGAGCCUUCAGCAAGUACACAGGCCGUGAGUUUCAGCCUCGUGAAUACGGAUAUAGCACUUUGGAUGAGCUUCUGGCAGCUAUACCCCAGGUAGUCUGGAUAAAGGGCCAUGGCCAUAAGAAAAUCAUUGUGCUGAGAAACGACAUGAAAGCUCGAGUCAGCCCUGCUAACACAGAGACCCCUCAGCCUGAGGAGGUCCGAGAGAGCCAGAGCCCUGCCAGCACUCAAGAUUCUGGCACACACAGUCCAGGUGGCAGCACAGGUGAUGCAGAACUGCUGUGCCUGAACUCUGCCUCUCCAGUAGACCUGCUGUGUGGGCCGGUCCCGUCCUGCCUGCCUUCUCCUCAGCUCCACCCUGACCCUGUCCUGCUCCAGAACAGUGAUCUUAUCCACUUUGAGGAGCGCUCUCAGCCCCAGCUCACAGGCGGUGCAGCAGAGCAGCACCAGCCAGUUCACGACCGCCAGCCACAGGCAGCUCUGUCCCCCAGCAGCUAUACCUCAGACCGUCUCUCAGCUUCAGAUGUGGAGAACGGAACGCCGGAAACCUCCUCCACCUCUUCUGUUCAGGACGACGGCAGGUCAAACACUGACGCAGAGUCGCACAGUACAGCGGGCUCGGGUGUGACCAAGCCCCCACAACCUCCAAACCUCAAACCCCAUGCCACGGACAGCCCCAGCAAGAGACAUUCACGCAACAAAGUCAGGCUAGCGGCUAACUUCUCCUUCUCUCCAGCCCCUUCAGUCUGAAGCACGGUUACUCACAUAUAGUCCUGACAAGACAUAGUGCAGCUCAGCGCUUAGCAUUUUCCCUGCGCAGAUAUUCCAAUUACAACUCAUUAAUGGAUGAUACAGCGUUGAUCGAAUAAUUAGCCUAUAGGUUUGAGCAGGGAAAGUGCUGAACUUUAGUGCUGCUGCUGUGGCCCUGUAGGAAUAUAUCUGAUUAACAAUAGUCUUUAGGUUCACUGUGUUUAAACUUCAUCUCAUUCUGCUGCAGCUUAUUGUGCAUGUUAAAGUCCUCCAUCAAACACGUGUUCAUUUGUCACGUGUUUACUUUUAUUGGGUUGUAGCUUUUUUUUUUUUUUUUUUUCUUGCGUUUUAUCAAAUGGCCACAUUCUUCUUUGCAAUCACAACCUCAAAAUUCAUUUUUUUUUUUUUUUUAAGGAAAAAAUUAAUUCAUAUGAAAACAAAAAUCUCUCUGGGUUAGCUAUAACUGAAGUAUUAGCGUUCAGUAUCAAAUGGCAGGUCUAGCCAAAAUAACAUUUGGAAAUCUUGAUUUUAUUUCACUGAAUUUACAAUAAUGUGAAGUUAGAAGUUGGUUAUUUUAAGUCCUCUGACCCUCCUGCUUGCACACAGUAAAGGAGUUCUCCUACAUCAGUUUUACAAUAUUGUGCUAUUUAAUUCUAGAAAGGGGAGUAGAUUUAUUCCCACAUUAAGCUCAGUUAUGUUUAACUCCUAUUUACUCCAAAUAAGUUGCCUUCCUUUGUAUUUGUGGGGCAUAUAUAAUUCUUUGUGUACUCUAGAAUUCUUUAGAGUUUAAGAGCUAAACCUAUUUUCUCCUUAAAAUUAUAUUCAAAAAAACCUUAGUGCACAGUUCUUUAAUAGCCUAAGUUUAGAGUAGGAUCGGCAUUUUGUUUCUAAACAUGGUGCAGGUAGUUUCACUUUUUAAUGGCAGAUAAAAGAUCUCCAUGAUCUCAGACGGUAAGUAAGUUCCAGAUGGUACUUCAGUCUAGGUUUUCAGCCUCCAAGCUUGUUGGAGUGGCUGACUGAACAGAACAUUCAUGUAGGAUAAAGUCACGGUGGUUGUUGUGGAGCUCCUCAGUGAGUUUUAAAGCAUGCACUUCGAGAUAGAAGGCAGGCUGACUGAAGCAGAACUUCUGAGCGCUGGUUGUAGCAGUUAAACAGAGGAACUGAAGCCCUUUGUUGCUGUUGGGGGCCAGAGUGGAGCUCCUUCUUUUCAUUUUCUUUUUUUAGCCAAGUAGUCUGCAGCUUAUGCUUUGGUAGGUUGGUGUUUUGUAUGAAAUUUUAUAUGCACAUGGUGCAUAGAUCAUUUCUUUGAAAGGAUGUGACUGGUUUAGUAAGCUGUGUAUCAUUUUUAAAAUUGGUUUGUUCCAAGCGUUUUCACUGCUGGAUCAUGCUAACAAGAGCUUUGGUUCAUCUUCUUAGCUGUUCCUCAGGAAAUGCCAAGGUUGUUUUGUUUAACCUUGAUCAGUUUGUGGUUUGUUUGCGUCUGUCUGUCUCUGUUAGCUUCUUGACAGGAGAGUUUAGCAUGUGUGACUUGGACUUAUAGAGAUUAGCGUUGGGUUUUAAAGUGCUUGGGUUGGAAAAUGCUGAAGGCGAGCCAUCGUGGUAUCAGGGGGACGCACAGAGGCCCCUUUGAUUUUUCUGUGGAAUGAGCCGGGCUUUUACAAUGGCUUGUAUCAGCCUCGGCACCAUGGGAGAAGAAUAAAGCAGCGUCGGCACGUUUUCCACCCUGUGAGCACCCUCACUGUGUUCUAGUUUGUCGAUUUCAUUAUUUCCACAAGGUUGUUUUGUUAAGCAUUUCCGUGAAAUAGACUUGGUACUGAAGACUUAUCCUGCAUGGUGUCAAUGCUGUCUGGGUUUACGCCCAGAAAAGAACCUAGAUUGAAUGUCUGAUGAGCUGCCACUAGGGUCUAAAACAGGGCAGAGUGGACAUAAAAAGCAACCCGUGGGACAUUUGUCCACAUAUGAUGAAAUUACUUCCUUUUUUAUUAUGAUAUUAGUAUUAUUAUACGCGAUAUAAACAAUGGGCUCUGGCCUCAAACCUGCUGGAUGCUUUUUUUUAGCCUGUUUGGUUUUCAGUUUGAAAGGCCCAGCUGUUAGGCUUAAUAUAGUUUAGUGCAGUCUAAUUAUAUCACUGCGCUUUUAGUUCUCAGCUCAAAACGUUCCUAAUUUACUGACCUGCCACCACGAGAUGGCUGCGUUACGUCCCAAAUAAAUUCCUUUCAUCCAGGUUGUUAAAAACAGCUCUAAAAAAAUCCCAAAAGCAUUUUUAAAGACUGUUAUCAAAAGGCCUGAUAUUUCUUUAGGAGGCAACAACAUUGCUGAGUAGUUGUUUAUGAGAAGCCCUAAGGUAAACUUUCAUUUAGCUGUUUAAGGAGAAACCUAAAUCUAAGCUGCUCAGACCUCAGUUAUAGCUAACUCUGAGUACAAAAAUACACAUUUUUGUUGUUGCUUAUGCACAUUUGCAUAGUCGUAUUGAUGUCGUAUUGAGUAUUUCCGUUGAGGUUUGUUGUGCACAUGGUGCAGUGUGGAUCCAUUCCAGCGUUUCUUCGUUUUGUGUCAAGUGAUUGAUUAAGCUGCCGACAAUGUGUUUCUACAUACUGUCUCUGUGCAGUAAGUGUAAUUAAAGUUAGUUCCAUCUCAGUAAAUCUAAGCAGGACUGUUAAUUACUGUUAACUGUCAUCAUUUAUUUCCCCCUAUUAAAUAAAAAUGUUCAUUUUAUUCAGUUAGAAGCUACUAUGAGGUGAAAUGAUGCCAAGACCCCUGACCACUGUAUAAUUGCUCUCUGAUCUGCUGCAGGAAUGUGGCCAUAUUAACCUGAAUUAUCCCUGUCGAACAGUAUUUUGGUUCUCUUGCUGAAAGAACUUAAUUUGCAUGGUCUUCACCAUAUUAUUCCUCUGUUUGGUCUCUUAUGCCGUCAUCAAAAACGUACUGUAGCAGUUUCACUCUUUUGUAGAGUGAUAAAAAAAAAUAUUUCUGUUAUUAAAUUUCACAAGCAUCA
Astyanax mexicanus (Mexican tetra) is the source of this 8680-nucleotide messenger RNA. RefSeq names its product meiosis regulator and mRNA stability factor 1 (gene marf1). The record is from RefSeq and is a predicted model, not a curated record. Gene Ontology annotation, biological process: post-transcriptional gene silencing. Gene Ontology annotation, cellular component: peroxisome; cytoplasm. The transcript is spliced from 26 exons. The coding region runs from base 244 to 5685 and encodes 1813 amino acids. Lineage: Eukaryota; Metazoa; Chordata; Actinopteri; Characiformes; Acestrorhamphidae. Gene Ontology annotation, molecular function: RNA nuclease activity; CCR4-NOT complex binding; mRNA base-pairing post-transcriptional repressor activity.